UAGGAAGUGUAUUUACUUUAUUGUACUUAAUGCAAAAUGGCGGAACGUAAUACUACGAAAAGUUAAAAGCUCGGAACAUUUUCAAGGAUUUCCUGUAUAUAAAGAACAACAAAAACAGCAAGAAUUACAGAAUGGACAAUACUGAGGAUUCGACAGUUAACAGGCGCGAGGAAGAUUGUUUGACACAUGUUGAUGGAAAUAAUCAUGAUCUAACUUCUGACUCCAGUUUACCUGUACAAAUAAAAGAAAUACAAAUGCAGAUGUCAGAUACUGUACCAGUAGAAUCUAAACCAAGACUAGAUGGAAAAAACCUUCAAACGGAAAAUGCCGAGUUGUUAGCAGAUAUAGUUAGACUGUGUGAAAUAUCUGACCCUAAGAAUACCGAGGUUAUACUUCUUCUAGGUAAAACAGGUGCAGGUAAAAGUGCUAUUGUAAACACCAUUUACAAUGUUCUCACAGGAAAUUAUCACAAGAUAGCCAAACAAGGUGCUGGAAAAGCGCAAUCUGUUACCAUGGAAGUGAACAGAUUUGACAACUGCGGUAUUUCAAAACAAACUUUAGCAGCAAUCAAGGAUGAAACUAGGAGGGAUACAAUCAGCACAAUCUUACCAAACUUACCACAUAUAAUCGACUGUGCCGGUCUAGGGGACGAGAACUCUCCUGCAAUUCGUGAAAUAUUAGAGCUUCUAGUAGGCGGAUACAUUCCACCUGACACACUUAUAGAAGCUAUGCAGGAAAAACAGAAAGAAUUGGGUGUUGGAAGUCUUAAACUUAUAUUUCCUGAAGCAUCUCAGGCUUUGAAAGUAUCGAAAAUUGUCUUCGUUCAGAGCGCCACUGACAGUAUGCCCAAAAAUCUUCUUGAGUGUUUAACUAGUGUUCUUCGAGCAAUGGACCGCGCUAAAAUGAAGAGGAAGUACACGGCUGAGAUUUUUCUUGUGAUCACAAAAUUUGACUUGGUUAGAGAUAACAAUCUUUCGUUGAAACUGUCUGGAGACUAUGAACCAUACGAUGAAAAAGACCAUUUGAUGUUGGAUAUUGACCAAUUCAAAAUAUUUGAAAAAGACCUAGCAUAUGAACUAAAUAUGAUUGGAGCCUUGGAUAUGGAUACAAUUCGUUGGAUCAGCUUUACUGAUAGAAUAACAGAAGACAACCUGUGUAUUAAUUUUAAUGCACUGAAGUUCCUUAGACGAAUGAUUGAGCCAAGUCCGACAAAAAACAAAUUUGAAUCGCUGGUCCUCCCUUUUUCCAAGUACAUUGCAAUAUACAUUUAUAUGUUCGUAAAAAACAUCCGCAAUGCGAUUCAGCUAGCGUUGAUUGUUGCUAUAAUUGUUGUUGUGAUAGGUGUUUUGUUUAUGUUGCUCACAGCUCGUAUUUAAACUUUUGUACUUAGAUUAUUUGAUAUGUUGUAUAGUGGGUCUCAAAUCUUAUAGCUUGAGGCUAACAAUAUGUUGACAUUGGGAUUCAGGUGUAUCUAGUAAAAAACUUGAAACAAAACCCUAUCUGAAACCACUUAGGCUUGAGUGUAGAUACCAAGUUUGUUCAAAUGUAAGCCCUUUGGUCACAACUAAAGCUUAGAUAUUUGGCAUGAAAAAUAUCUUGGUCUUUCAAAUAUGUUCAAAUUAUAGACCUUGGGUUAAAAUAAGUUUCCUGCGGAUCGGUGCCAUGUCUAGUAACCUUCAUUUGUGUAAAUUGUGCCUAUUUGAAUAUGCAAGACAGUUAUUUGAGAUCAGGCAACCUUGAUUUGAUCCAGUUACCUUGUUCAUUUUUCAAUAUGAGCUACAAUUAUAAAAUUUGAAGUUUAUGCAGAGUUCCAGCGACCUAAUUUUUGUAUAAAGAGCUACAGCUACGAAAUGUUGACUAUAUGCAUAGUCUCAGAUAUAGCAUCGAAUUUGACCAAGCGACUUACUUAUUUGUAUUGAUAAUAACGUAUAGCCUUACAACCACAUUUUAAGAUGCAGACCUAAUUUUUUGACCCUGCGACUUCACUAUUUGUAUUUAUGGCGGCAGCUAUGGAACUUAGUGUAUAUGCACAGUCCAAAAUGCUGUAUCAGUUGACCUACCUUUGCACCAAGUGACACUCUUUUGACUCACCUGAACAUUAUAUGUCUUGCACAGACAUUGUUUCUCCGGUACUCUUUGGCCCUCUUGUUUCGGGUGUAUCUGAUUUAAGAAUUUCAGCCUUUAAGUGGACCUUUGUUCAAAAAUAUACUUAUUGCGCAUGAUCAGUUUCAUGUAUAGUCAGCGGUAGAAUAAAUACAUGUUUGUGUAAUGUAAUUAUUUUGGGAAGCCCACUUAAUUCAUAAAUAUAGGCUAAAGGCUGGUGAUGAGGGACGAAUUAAUUUUCAAUCUAAUAGGAGGAGGUGAUGAUAAAUUUAUCCAAGAUUUACUCUCAGAGGGAUAUUGAAAGUUCACUGACGCCGUAAACUGAUGUAGACCAUGCAGCAGCUCUUGGAAUUGCAGACAUUUAUUCUGGCUCAGCUGUCAAUUUAUAGCCCAACAUAUUGUGAAAAAAGAAGAAAAAAGUAAGCUUGUGGAGGUUUUUUUUUAAUUAAUGAAUAUCUAAAGAUUUUUCUAUUCCAAACCAUAUGAGAAUCGACCAUUGCAGUAGGCGGAGCUUGAUGUUCAGAUUAAGAAACUGCAAUUUGAUUUACAGAAUUAUUUAACUUAAUAGAUAUUGUGCACAAUGUCAAAAUAUAUAGAUAAGUGGAGCACAAAUUUGUAAACCUUGCGGUGAUGAUUCAUUGAAAAGUACAUGAAGGGAUAGAGUGAACUAUACAAAACACAAAAACGUGAACAUUAUUUAAUUGUACUGGAAUGGGCUGCGCAAAUAGUGGAAUUGACUGUGCAAGUACUUGAAUGGGCUGUGCAAGUACUGGAAUAUGCUGUGCAAAUGGGCAGAGCAAAUGCUGAAAUGGGUUGUGUAAAUACUUGAAUGGGCUAUGCAAGUAACGGAAUGGGCUGCGCAAAUACUGGAAUGUGCUUUGAAAAUACUUGUAUGGGCUGUGCAUGCGCUGGUAUGGGCUGUGUAUGUACCGGCAUUGACUGCGCAAAUACUUGAAUUGGCUACGCAAAAACUUGAAUGGGCUGUGCAGGCACUGGUAUGGGCUGUGCAAGUAGUGGUCUGGGCUGUGUAAGUACUGGUAUUGGCUGUGCAAGUACUGGCAGUUGCUGUGCAAAUACAUGAAUUGGCUUUGUACGUACUGGUAUGGGCUGUGUAAGUACUGGUAUUGGUUGUGUUAGUGCUGGUAUGGGCUGUGCUAAUACUUGAAUGGGCUGUGCAAAUACUGACAUUGACUGUGCAAGUACUGGUAUGGACUGUGCAAGUACUGUAAUUUGCUGUACAAAUACUUGAAUGGACUGUGCAAGUACUCGUAUGGGCUGUGCAAAAACUGGCAUUCGCUGCUCAAAAACUUGAAUGGGCUGUGCAAAUACUGGCAUUGACUGUGUAAGUACAGGUAUGGGCUGUGCAAGUACUGAUAUGGACUAUGUAAGCACUGGCAUUGGCUGCACAAAUACUUGAAUGGGCGGUGCAAAUACUUGAAUGGGCUGUGCAAAUACUCGUUUGGGCUGGGUUAGUACUGACAUUGGCUGCGCAUAAACUUGUAUUGGCUGUGCAAGUACUAGUAUGGGCUGUGCAAAUAUUGGUUUGGGCUGUGAAAGUACUGGCAUUGGCUGGGCAAAUACUUGAAGGGGCUGUGCAAAUACUUGAAAGGGUUGUGUAAGCACUGGUAUUGGCUUCGCAAAUACUUGAAUGGGCUGUGCAAGUACUGGUAUGGGCUGUGCAAGAACUGGAAUGAGCUGCCCCAAUACUCAAAUACUGGAAUGGGCUGUGCAAAUACUGGUAUGGGCUGUGCAAGAAUUGAUAAAGGGUGUGCAAGGACAGGUAUGGGCUGUUUAAGUACUAGCAUUUGCUCGGCAAAUACGUGAAUUGGCUGUGCAAAUUCUGGUAUGGGCUAUGACAGUACUGGUAAGGGCUGUGUAAGUACAGGCAUUGGCUGCGCAAAUACUUGACUGGGCUGUGUAAGUACUGGUAUUGGCUGUGUAAGUACUUGUAUGGGCUAUGUAAGUACUGGUAUGGGCUUUGUAAGUACUGGCAUUGGCUGUGGAAGUACUGGUAUGGGCUGUGCAAGUACUGGCAUUUGCUGUGGAAAUACUUGAAUGGUCUGAUAAUUGUCACAUGAAUGUUCAGUAUCACUUUUACUUACCUAUAAUCAUGAGAUAGUUUUAUAUAAAUCAGUUAAGUGUAUCGACAGCUGAAAAUUACACUUAAAAUGAUUAAACAUAAUUCAAUGUAUAUCAUGGGUUAUUUAAACAGUCAUUUUAAUUAAAUAUAUUUGAAAUAUAUUGUUUUAUAUAUACUAUGUAUAUUUAUAAAUUAUUUCAAUGAA
Ruditapes philippinarum (Manila clam) is the source of this 4388-nucleotide messenger RNA. RefSeq lists its product as uncharacterized. The coding region runs from base 132 to 1376 and encodes 414 amino acids. NCBI's taxonomy places the organism in Eukaryota, Metazoa, Mollusca, Bivalvia, Venerida, Veneridae. The transcript has 7 exons. The record is from RefSeq and is a predicted model, not a curated record.